AUGGAAGUGGUUUCAGGUGCGCUAGACGGCACAUACAUUAAAGUGAAUGUUAGUGUCGUCGAUCAACCUCGAUAUAGGACGAGAAAUGGAGAGAUUGCCACAAACAUUCUUGUGGUUUGUGAUCAAAAUGGGGAGUUCGUUUUUGUUUUGCCAGGGUGGGAAGGGUCUGCAGCCGAUUCAAGGGUUCUUAGGGAUGCGAUUUCACAACCGUAUGGAUUGAGGGUUCCAAAGGGAUACUAUUACCUAUGUGAUGAUAGAUACCCCAACACUGAAGGAAUCUUGGUGCCGUACAGAGGGGAACGAUACCAUCUCUCCGAUUGGCAUGGAGCAGGAAAUGCAUCGACAACUGCAAGAGAAUUUUUCAACAUGAAACAUUCUUCAGCAAGGAACGUUAUCGAGCGAACGGAGAUGGGAAUCGGUGCAAUGCUUGACGUGCCCGAUGAGAAGAAUUCUGCAUCAGUUGGUCUUGAUGGGGAUCAUAUUGAAUUUGUUGAAUCAUCAGAGGAAUAG
This is a messenger RNA of Benincasa hispida (wax gourd), 510 nucleotides long. Lineage: Eukaryota; Viridiplantae; Streptophyta; Magnoliopsida; Cucurbitales; Cucurbitaceae. The record is from RefSeq and is a predicted model, not a curated record.